This is a messenger RNA of Phragmites australis (common reed), 1875 nucleotides long. Its product is annotated as nuclear transcription factor Y subunit B-11-like. Bases 55 to 876 code for a protein of 273 amino acids. Gene Ontology annotation, biological process: regulation of transcription by RNA polymerase II. Lineage: Eukaryota; Viridiplantae; Streptophyta; Magnoliopsida; Poales; Poaceae. The transcript has a single exon. The record is from RefSeq and is a predicted model, not a curated record. Gene Ontology annotation, cellular component: nucleus; CCAAT-binding factor complex. Gene Ontology annotation, molecular function: RNA polymerase II cis-regulatory region sequence-specific DNA binding; DNA-binding transcription activator activity, RNA polymerase II-specific; protein heterodimerization activity.
UCCCACAAGGCCAUAGACCUCUCUCUCUCUCUCCCUACAGCUACUGUACUGGACAUGAAGAGCAGGAAGGGCUAUGGGCAGCAGGGCCAUCUGCUGAGCCCGGUGGGCAAUCCACCAUCGGACAACGAGUCCGGAGCCGCCGCGGCAGCAGCGGCUUCCGGGUGCGGGAGCAGCGCGGGGUAUGGCUGCGGCGGUGGCGGCGACUCGCCGGCCAAGGAGCAAGACCGGUUCCUGCCCAUCGCGAACGUGUCGCGCAUCAUGAAGCGGUCGCUGCCGGCCAACGCCAAGAUCUCCAAGGAGGCCAAGGAGACGGUGCAGGAGUGCGUCUCCGAGUUCAUCAGCUUCGUCACGGGCGAGGCCUCCGACAAGUGCCAGCGCGAGAAGCGCAAGACCGUCAACGGCGACGACCUGCUCUGGGCCAUGACCACGCUGGGUUUCGAGGCCUACGUCGGCCCGCUCAAGUCCUACCUCAACCGGUUCCGCGAGGCCGAGGGCGAGAAGGCCGCCGUCCUCGGUGCUGGCGGGCGCCAUGGCGAUGGCGCCGCGGACGACGUCGUCGCGCACGGUGGCGGUCCGCUCCCUGCAGGCGCCCUCGCGCCGCCUGGGGCCGGUGACCGCGUUGGCAGCGCGGUCCACGACGGCGGCGACGCCGGUGGCCACGACGCGCACGUCGGGCUCAUGAUGGGGGUCAGCGUCGGGUUCAGCGCGGGGGGCGGGACGUCGUACUACACGGCAGCGGCGGGAGGCGGGAAGGCGUACGGCGGGGAGGGGUCGAAGGUGGUGGAGUUCGAUGCCAUCGGCGGCGAGGAGGAGAACGGCCACGGCGGCGUGCAGAGGGGGUUCGGCGGCCACCUCCACGGCGCCGUGCAAUGGUGAAAGGACUUAACUAGGUGUAGGGCGGAGGCAUGUGCAUGGUGCUGCUGCACCUGUGCACUGAUUCCUAAUUAAUUUGCGUGUUCUUGCUGUUGUUAAUCAGCAGUAAUACUUUGACACGUCUCCUAAAUUUCAGUCACGGGGAUUGAUGUCUUAGUCGAUGAAGAACGGUUGCCGCCGGCGUGGUUAGGGGAAGGAUUCUAUUUCUGAUGGGAUGCAGGCUUAGAGGGAGGUCGUGAGGGUAAGCUGGUCCAGUGGAAGAUGCAGGUGCAUGGGCGGAGCGGCGGAAACCCCGUCGAUCGUGGUUGGCAGAGGACUGCUAGUGGGUGGUGUUACGGUGAGAGAGAGUAGAGAUGGUCUAACUAAGUCAUGUUAGUACAGUGAUAGAUCAGAAGCGUCAUCGGAGAUGGGUGAAGGCAGAGGAAAGUGGGGAAGCGAGUCGGCAUCAAAAGAGAGCACGAGAGCAAGAGUAGGAGAUUGAAGAUGGUUGUGAGUCGUUGAAUAUGUCAUAGCCGUGAAUUGAAUUUUUUUUUUGAAAAACAAUAUUCUCACCCAUAAUUUGAGUCUGCUUUUGCAUCAAAUGUUUCAUGAGUUAAAUUUGAAUUUGAACUAGAAAGAUUUCUCUUGGCCUGGGAUAAACUUAACGGCAAAUCGCAUUGAAUUGUGACAUGUCAACUGCAUACUCUGCUGCCCGGGAUUAAUUUGUCAAUAGUAAGAGCACAGUGAAAAAAGUAGAACUAAUCCACACGAUGCUGCACUAGUUAGUGUAAGUCAAACUAUGACAUUCAAGAAAUUAAUCCGAUGCGGCACCCUUUACUGGAUUAUGAACGAUAUAAUUGCCAAUUGCCACCUCCAAAUUACACUUGAGCUACAGAAUCUUAGAGACUCGUACUACACAUUUCCUAAGGGAUAAUGCUCGAUUUUUUUUAAGGAACCAACAGAAGAACAGUCUGUUAUAUUGAUCAGACAAAAGAGUACGACGGGCUAAACAAAAAGUUUUAG